AUUUCCCCCUUAAUUUGGCUUUGGCAAACGCACCCUAAGUCCAAUCACCCUUUAUGCUGGCGUGUCACGGUUUCACAUGGACCUACAAAACUGACCCUGGCCCCUUCCACAGCGGAACACAUAUCCGCCUGAAACAUCGAUCGGGAUUGAGAUCGAGAGAUCGGGAGAGAGAGAAUGGCGAAUAGCGAAGCCGCCGGAGGGGCUCUGGAGCAGUUGCCGGCGGCACUGCUGGCAACGAUCAUGACGAAGCUCGACGUCUCCUCGAUUCGCUCCCUAGCGUCCACGUGCACUACCAUCCGCUCAUGCGCUUCUCAAAUCUUCCACUUCCUCCCCAAUUUCCAUCUCCUCGAUGUUGCACUCUCAAUCAACUUGCUGAGGCCUUUGCUGCCACCAAAUCCUUAUCUUAGGAGUUUGAAAGUUGAUUGCAGUAAACUUGAUGAUUCAUCAAUUGAACAUCUGGUUCGGCCAUCUUUGCAUGAGAUUUCUCUCCUCAAUUGUGCUGAUUUUAGUGGGAGGCUGCUUUCUCUGAUUGGAGGUCAAUGCAAGGAUUUAAGGUCUCUCUACUUGGGUUGUGUGGCUGAGAAAAGAGGACGAGCAGUCCAUAUUUCUAACCUUGAGGAGUUACUCUGUGGUUGCACUGAGUUAAAAACACUAAGCCUGAUGUUCGAUAUUUCACUAUUUCCUCGUUAUAAUUUUGCUCGAGCCUGGUCUUUGGCUUCAGAGAAUCUCACAAGUCUUGAGAUUGGCUAUGUUUCUUCAGUUAUGGUGACUGAACUGCUCAGCCCUAAUGUGGGACCCCAUCAGCCCCCAAAUCAUCUCCAGCCAUCCAUAUUGCCGAGUCUUCAGAGAUUGUGCCUCUCAGUGGAUUAUAUUACUGACACUAUGGUUGAGACAGUAUCUAAAUGUCUCAUCAACUUAACUCAUCUGGAUCUUCGAGAUGCACCCAUCAUUGAACCAAGAGUCACAUUUGACCUCACAAACUCCGGUUUUCAACAGAUUAAUCAACGUGGGAAGUUGAAACACCUCUCCUUGGUUCGUAGCCAGGAGUUCCUAAUUACAUACUUCAAACGAGUUAACGAUCUAGGAAUCCUCCUAAUGGCCGACAGAUGCUCUAGUAUGGAAAGUAUAUGUCUUGGUGGCUUUUGUCGAGUAACAGAUUCUGGUUUCAAAACAAUCCUGCACUCGUGCUCGACCUUAUACAAGCUUAGGGUGUCUCAUGGAAUGCUAUUGACUAAUCUGGUUUUUCUUGAUAUUUCAGCAACAUCCCUUUCUUUGACACAUGUCAGCUUGAGAUGGUGUAAUCUUUUGAGAAACCAGGCAGUCAUAAGUUUGGCAUCCAACUUGGAUCUUAGGGUUCUUGACUUGAGAGACUGCAGAAACCUUGGGGAUGAAGCCCUCCAAGCCAUCAGCACUCUUCAUAAAUUGAAGAUUUUACUAUUGGAUGGGUCUGAUAUUACAGAUGCGGGUUUGUCAUACUUGAGAGAGGGAGUGAUAGGCUCACUAGUUUCAUUGUCCAUUAGAGGGUGCAAAAGGCUUACGGAUAAAUGCAUCUCUGCUCUAUUUGAUCCCUCUUCCAAACAGGAGUUGCAAGAAUUGGACCUAUCUAAUCUUCCUAACCUAUCUGAUAAUGGAAUAUUCUCGCUGGCUAAAAGUCGUGUUCCAAUUCUUGAACUCAGGAUGCGACAAUGUCCACUCAUAGGUGACACUUCAAUCAUGGCGUUAGCCUCAAUGCAGGUUGACGAUCAUAGAUCACAUGGCAGUAGUUUGCGGGUGUUGGAUCUUUAUAACUGUGGUGGCAUUACAUCUCUUUCUUUCCGGUGGUUAAAGAACCCUUACUUUCCCAGACUGAGAUGGUUGGGAGUGACAGGAAGCGUGAACAGAGACAUGGUAGACGCUUUAGCUAGAAGUAGACCCUUCUUGCAUGUGGCAUGCCAUGGUGAGGAGCUAGGGACUGACCACUGGGAUGGUUUGUACAUGCAUGAUAAUGAAGAAAUGGAUGAACUUGAACAGUGGCUGCUCGAAGGAGGGGAUGAGAGUGACGAUGAAGAGAUGGAAGAAGUUGAAAACAAUGGAGAAAUGGUCGAGUGAUUUCCAAGACGAGAUUGUUGUACUUUUUUAUGUAUUUAUUUGUUACUUGUUACUUCUCCCUCGCCAGUUUUAUGUAGAAAAUUUGACUCUUAAAUUAUAGACUUUACUUCAGACAGUCUCGGCUUGGUUUUCUGACUUGAACCUCCAUCAGAAAGCCCUUCUGACAGUGCUGCUCCAGAUUUGCUGGGCCAUCAGGUUUGAUUGGAAAAUUUAUCAAUUGAUCCUCCAUGGAUCUUUGCAUGCUUAUGCGGUUACAAAUCUUGUAUAAACUCAGAAUUGUAUAUUUGUGGAUUCAAAUUUUCAAUUUGUUCUCUC
Vitis vinifera (wine grape) is the source of this 2403-nucleotide messenger RNA. RefSeq names its product F-box/LRR-repeat protein 10. The transcript has 4 exons. The record is from RefSeq and is a predicted model, not a curated record. NCBI's taxonomy places the organism in Eukaryota, Viridiplantae, Streptophyta, Magnoliopsida, Vitales, Vitaceae. The coding region runs from base 175 to 2088 and encodes 637 amino acids. Gene Ontology annotation, biological process: SCF-dependent proteasomal ubiquitin-dependent protein catabolic process. Gene Ontology annotation, molecular function: protein binding. Gene Ontology annotation, cellular component: SCF ubiquitin ligase complex.